AUGUUGCAGGCCUUUCAGACUACAUACAUCCCUGAGCAGCACAUUAGCAUUGACGAGGCCAUGUGUCUAUGGAGGGGUAGGGUGUACAUGAAGGACAAGCCAAUCAAGAGGGGAAUCAAGUUCUACGAGCUGACUGAAAGCAAGUCUGGGUAUUAUACAAGUAUACCUCUUGUUGAGGACCUGGCCUCCUGCAACACUGGCUUCACGGCAACAGUGAUGUGCAACAGAGUGGGCCUGCCAAAGGACUUCAUGAAAAGGAAGUUGGCCAUUGGUGAAGCAGACUUUAGGCGCCACAAGAACAUGAGGGUACUCCGAUGGAGGAACAAGAAGGAAGUCGCUAUCCUUUCCACCAUUCACAGGCCCCAGAUGGCCACUGUAAAGACUCGCACCGGAGACAAGACGAAGUCCACAGCUAUCAUCGAAUACAACAAAAACAUGGGUGGGGUCGAUCACAGUGACCAAAUGAUUGCCUACAAUCCUUUCCAUAGGAAAACUGUGAAGUGGUGGAGGAAGCUUGCCUUCCAUCUUCUUUCUCUCACCAUGGUGCAGUCCCACUGUCUGUACUUAAAAGUCAGAAAAAUGAUUGGUAAGCCAGAUUGA
This is a messenger RNA of Pomacea canaliculata, 600 nucleotides long. Its product is annotated as piggyBac transposable element-derived protein 4-like. Bases 1 to 600 code for a protein of 199 amino acids. The transcript is spliced from 4 exons. Lineage: Eukaryota; Metazoa; Mollusca; Gastropoda; Architaenioglossa; Ampullariidae. The record is from RefSeq and is a predicted model, not a curated record.